This is a messenger RNA of Habropoda laboriosa, 1677 nucleotides long. RefSeq lists its product as uncharacterized. The coding region runs from base 1 to 1677 and encodes 558 amino acids. Lineage: Eukaryota; Metazoa; Arthropoda; Insecta; Hymenoptera; Apidae. The record is from RefSeq and is a predicted model, not a curated record. The transcript is spliced from 5 exons.
AUGGCCCAGACAACAGAACCAACUCCGGUCCAUUGUUACACGAAUCCCUCGUUUUGCCGGCAAUCGGAGUACAUACCCGAGGAUCAAGGGGAUCUACCGCCUCCUCCACAGUUUCAAAGUAACGAAGACUUACCGCCACCACCUCCCCCGUUGCAAUUGCAAUGGAACGGUGGUCAGAGUAACCCCGCUUUUCAAGGACCUAGAGAGCUGGAGAAGAGCGGGAACAGGUACUGCUAUCUCGAGGAAAAUGGUAAUUCUACGCAUCGAAGGUAUGGAAGCGUUCCGGUGGAGGAGCACCGCGCUAUGUACAGGCAAAGUUCAAGGUACGAGUACAUACAGGACGAACAGAGGGGUCAGAUACAGAGGAGGGGUUCCUCGAGGUACGAGUUCAUUCCACAACAGCAGGUGCAACAACGUUCCGCACCGGCGGUCAACCAAGACGAGCUGCAGAUGCAAAGCUGUCGGAACAACGGUGGACGAUACACGAUUGUACCGGGUGAUCAGGAUUAUCAGGACGAGGAGAUCGUGUGGAAUACAGGGAAACACCUAUCCCCGGUGAGAAGACAUAUCAACACGCCUCAGGGUCGUUAUAGCAGAGUGCCUCUGCAAGAGGAGGACCCUCCAGCUCUUCCAGAACGAAACGGUCAGGUGUUGUCCGUCUCGCCGAGAAACAACUUGGCCACGCAAAAACUGCACGAGAUAUUGACCACUCCCAGGAAACCUCGAUCCAGAUCCGAGGAGAGGACCCUAUCUCCGAAGAGGCAACAGCAGUCGUUCAAUCAAACCGGUACGCCACAAAGAAGAGCGCUCACUCCAGGUGGCUCGCCAACCGGUCGAACGUUCAGUCCGAGCCGUUUGACGCCUCAAGGUACACCGCAGAAUCGGACGUUCCCUACCGGUCCUCAAACCUCCACCCCUAACAAAGAAUCGUCGGUAAGAAGAUGUCUACCGUUGCUGGAAAACCCGCCUCCCCGACAACAGGACCAGGUUUGUCCAGCCAGUAAUUGUGGAAGACUACGAUACGUAGGCACGGCUCCUGUCGACCUUGUGACGAUGGGUCACGGUGACCCGCCACCUCGUUACGCGUACAUGGAAAGUGGGCCAGAAUCUAUGCCGAUGGUGUCCGGUUCACCUAGGUAUCAGGUGAUACCCGCUGGACAGAAGAGAAACGGCUAUCAAAGCGUGGAAAGCGCGUUCAUCGCUAGAACCGCAGUGGUACCACCGCUCUCACCACCCAACAGCGAUGCGAACACAACAUUGGCUAGCGGUUUAGAGAAGAACGACAGAAGGAACGCGCCACUUCUAUUGGUUCUCGUUGGUAUCCUCACCUGCGGUUUAGCCUUGUAUCUGUCUUGGACGCAGGGAAGAAGGUACUAUUACGACAGUGCAGCGGGAUGUGGUGCCUGUUGCGCCUUAGCUGGUGCCUGCAGAACCUUAAGGAAGACUUGGACAGGACUUGGACUCGCUGGACUAGCGGCGUUAAGCUGUGCAGGACUAUUGCUGCUAGCUGCGAAAUCCCCUAAAGCUGGAACCCCUCUUCACGAUGUCACAGCUGGCGCUCUCUGCGGAGUUUCUCUGUUAGGUGCUAUUUUAGCGUUACUAGCACUCCUAUCGCCUAGAUGCAAUUUCGGCCGGCACAGAAGAGUACACUCGUGGAUACCACGUCUUUCGCACUGA